CUCGUUUACGAAUGUGAUAAAGUCUUAUAUAUUUGUCUAUAAGUACAUUUUGUUUAUAAGUUGUGUAUUAUUAUUGACCUUACGAUCGAGUCUUUAUUUAUUGGAUAAAUAAAACAUAGGCGGAAAGAGUAGUUUCAAAGUGAGGCCAUGUUUUCCGACGUAUUAACGUAUUACGGGUAGAGACAGCAGGAAAAUGGCCGAUAGCGUGUUUUUGCAGUGUUGCUCGAUUCGGUGUAGUUCUCGAUAAAUCCCUCCACCCAACAUACAUGGACGUAUGUCUAAAAAGGAAUUUCCUUUGAUGAAAGAAUAAAUUUCGAAACGGUUACUGUGUACACGUAUACCAGUAUGGCAAGUCCUUCGCCACAAUCGUCCCCGAUGCCACCGCCACAAGCUCCAAGCCCUAUGGGCCCUCCUCAGCAGGCGCCAUCGCCAUCCAAUCCACAAGGUAGUCCAAUGGGUCCACCCCAGCACCAUCCUCAUAGUCCAACGCAGGCAUAUCAAACUGGUCAAUCGAUUCCAUCUGGCGGCCCACCUAUGUCUCAAUCGUCUCAACAGCCACCGCCGCAACAACAAAAUUAUGCAUCCCAUCCACAACAAAUGCAAUCGAACAUGGGUCCACAGAAUCAAAGUGUCCAAUCGAACAACCAAAAUUCGAGCUCCCCACAAGGUCCUGGAGGACCAAUGGUACCGGGCCAAAUGGGACCAAACGGACCCCAAGGAACAUCCCACAUGAUGCAGUCUGGUCCAAAUCAAAUGACCACCACCGGGCCAGGACAAAUGGGAACCGGCGGGCCUGGUCAAAUGGGUCAGGGUGGUCCUGGUCAACUGGGGUCAGGUGGCCCAGGGCCGAUCGGACCAAGUCACAUGGGACAAGGAAGCGGAGGACCACCGGGCGGUCCUCACAUGAAUCAAGGACCUGCACAAAUGGGCCCUGGAAGUGGACCCGUAUCAGGACCACAAAUGGGUCCUGGCGGACCAGCCAACUCGCAAAUGGGCCCUGGAGGUCCUAGCCAUAUGAGUGGUCCUCCAGGAUCGGGUCAUAUUAGUACAACCGGUCAACCGGGCCAAGGACAUAUGAGUUCGAGCGGGCCACCUGGUCCAGGUCACAUGAAUACGAAUGGAUCACCAGGAUCGGGACACGUAAAUACAAAUGGUCCUCCGGGAUCUGGCCAUAUGAACACUAACGGACCUCCAGGUUCAACACACAUAAACACCAGUGGCCCACCUGGACCAGGAAGUCAUCUAAACAGUGGUCCGCCCAUUUCGAGUCACAUGAAUGCAAGUGGUCCACCAGGAUCGGGACACAUGAGCGCCAGCGGACCGGGGAGUCACAUGGGACCUGGAGGUUCGAGUCAGAUGCCGCAAGGUGGUCCUAAUACACACAACAUUCCACCAGGUGGUCCGAAUCAAAUGGGCCUUGGCGGUCCAAACCAGAUGUCGUCUAGUAAUCAAUCUCCGAUGGGUCCGAAUCCCAUGGUACCCGUUGGUCCAACGGGGCAAAUGGGACAUAAUGGACCUUCACAGAUGGGCCCAAAUGGGCCUGGACAAAUGAAUAUGGGAGGCCCAUCGUCGCAAAUGGGAUUGGGACCAGGUGGUCCCGGUAGUCAGGUAGGACCAGGUCAACUAGGACCAGGAAGUGGCCCUGUAGGACAAUUGGGACCGACCGGCCUUGGACAAAUGGGUCCAGGAAGUGGUCCCGGAGGACAGAUGCCUUCCAGUAAUGGGCCUGGAGGUCCUUUGGGUCCUGGAAAUAGUCCUGGAGGACAAAUGGGAUCUAGUGGUGGUCCAGGGGGACAAAUGGGUCCUGGAAACGGCCCCGGUGUUCAGAUGGGACCGGGAAGUGGUCCUGGUGGGCAAAUGGGACCAGGAAAUCAUUCUGGAAAUCCAAUGGCACCAGGUAGUGGGCCUGGCGGUCAGAUGGGUCCGGGAAGUGGUCCUGGUGGGCAAAUGGGACCAGGAAAUAUACCCGGAGGACAAAUUGGUCCAGGAAAUGGUCCUAGUGGACAAAUGGGACCCAGCGGUCCUGGAGGACAGAUGAUCCCCAAUGGUCCAGGUGGGCAAAUGAUACCUGGCGGUCCUGGAAGUCAAAUGGGACCUGGCGGACCUGCCAAUCAGAUAGGACCAACUGGGCCAAACAGUCAAAUGGGCCAUGGUGGAGCGAAUCAAAUGGGACCUAAUGGGCCAAGUGGGCAACCAUCUUCUGGUCAAAUAGGACCUGGUUCUCAAAAUCAACAAAUUAUUUCUGCAAGUUCAACGCCAAUGGGACCCAGCACACCUGUGAAUCAGAUGAGUCAAACUGGACCUGGACAAGUUGGUCCCGCUGGCCCUGGAGGUCCAACCGGUGCUGGGCAAGAAAACUUGAAUGCUCUGCAGAAAGCCAUUGAUUCUAUGGAAGAGAAAGGGCUCCAGGAAGAUCCACGCUACUCUCAGUUACUCGCUUUAAGGGCUCGUCAGGGUAGUAUGGGAGAGAAACAAGCUUUCAGUUCUCAACAAUUACAACAAUUACGUGUACAGAUAAUGGCAUAUCGAUUAUUAGCAAGGAAUCAACCAUUGACGCAACAACUGACGCUUGCUCUUCAAAGUGGAGCACCUCCUCCCCCAGGUAUGGGACAACGGCCAUCCAUAGAUCCAUCUCAAGGAACCACUACCGCCGCGGGACCACAAAUUCCUGGACCAAACGUAAUUGGUUCUGCAGUUCCUCCAAGACAAGGUUGUCAAACCCCACAACAACAACAACCUCCACAACCGGGUGCCAAAACUAACAGAGUAACGAGUGUGGCGAAACCAGCCGGUUUAGACCCUCUAUUGAUAUUACAAGAACGGGAAAACAGAGUGGCAGCACGUAUAUCAUUACGUAUGGAACAGUUGAGUAAUUUACCAACCAAUAUGCCAGAAGAUCUUCGUGUUCAAGCACAAAUCGAACUGCGGAUGCUUAGGGUAUUAAAUUUUCAAAGACAAUUACGUUCAGAGAUUUUAGCAUGCACGCGCAAGGACACUACAUUAGAAACUGCUGUAAAUGUAAAAGCCUACAAGCGUACAAAGAAACAAGGUCUUCGAGAAGCUAGGGCUACUGAGAAACUUGAGAAACAACAAAAAUUAGAAGCAGAACGAAAACGCAGGCAGAAACAUCAAGAAUUUCUUAAUUCGGUACUUCAACAUGGUAAAGAUUUCAAAGAGUUCCAUCGAAAUAACGUAGCCAAAUUAGCCAGGCUUAACAAAGCAGUUCUGAAUUAUCACGCCAACGCGGAACGAGAACAAAAGAAAGAACAAGAACGAAUUGAAAAGGAACGUAUGAGGCGUCUUAUGGCAGAAGAUGAAGAAGGAUAUAGAAAGUUGAUCGAUCAAAAGAAAGACAAGCGAUUAGCUUUUCUGUUAUCUCAAACUGACGAAUACAUUAGCAAUCUAACUGAAAUGGUAAAACAACAUAAAAUUGAACAGAAGAGGAAACAAGUGGAAGAACAAAAACGCAAGAAAAAAAAGAAGAAGAUGCAAGAUGGCGAAGGAGGCGAAGAUGGAAACUCCAACGAAGACACUCGUAUAGGAGUAAUCGAAAUUGCGACCGGGCGCACAUUAACUGGCGAAGAAGCUCCAUUGAUGAGCCAACUUUCAGCAUUUUUAGAAUCUCAUCCAGGUUGGGAACCGAUUGAGUCAGAAAGCGAAGAUGAUGAUGACGAUGACGAUGACGACAAUGACGGCGAUGACAAAUGUGAUCACAAAGCAAAAGCGCCGGGUGAUUCCGAAGAAGAUAAAGCGAAGAAAACGUUACACAAAGCAAAAGUAGAGGAUGAUGAAUAUAAAACCGAAGAACAGACAUAUUACAGUAUUGCGCAUACUGUUCAUGAAGUGGUAACAGAGCAAGCAUCGAUCAUGGUCAAUGGAAAAUUGAAAGAAUAUCAAAUAAAGGGGUUGGAGUGGUUAGUUUCAUUAUUUAAUAAUAAUCUUAAUGGUAUACUUGCCGAUGAAAUGGGUCUUGGUAAAACUAUUCAAACUAUAGCUUUGGUGACUUAUCUAAUGGAGAAGAAGAAAGUAAACGGACCAUUCCUUAUAAUCGUGCCGUUGUCUACAUUAUCAAAUUGGGUUUUGGAAUUUGAGAAAUGGGCUCCUAGUGUUGUGGUAGUAUCAUAUAAAGGCUCACCGGCGGGUAGAAGAGCUAUUCAGUCUCAAAUGAGAGCCACGAAAUUUAACGUUUUGCUUACUACGUAUGAAUAUGUCAUUAAAGAUAAGGGCGUUUUAGCCAAAUUGCAGUGGAAGUACAUGAUCAUCGACGAAGGUCACAGAAUGAAGAACCAUCAUUGUAAAUUGACACAAGUGCUGAAUACACAUUACUUAGCUCCUCACCGACUUUUACUUACUGGAACACCAUUACAAAACAAAUUACCCGAGCUGUGGGCAUUACUGAAUUUCUUACUACCCUCGAUUUUCAAAUCUUGCAGCACUUUCGAACAGUGGUUCAAUGCUCCAUUCGCAACUACCGGUGAAAAAGUAGAAUUGAACGAAGAAGAAACCAUUCUCAUCAUUCGUCGAUUGCAUAAAGUGCUACGUCCUUUCUUAUUAAGACGUUUGAAGAAAGAAGUUGAAUCUCAGUUACCUGAUAAAGUAGAAUACAUUAUCAAGUGCGACAUGUCUGGAUUACAGAAAGUUCUUUACAAACACAUGCAGAGUAAGGGAGUGCUGUUAACUGACGGUUCCGAGAAGGGAAAGCAAGGCAAAGGGGGUGCUAAAGCCUUGAUGAAUACAAUAGUGCAGUUGAGAAAGUUAUGCAAUCAUCCAUUCAUGUUCCAAGCUAUCGAAGAAAAGUAUUGCGAACAUGUUGGUACGCAGGGGUCUGGCGUAAUUACAGGGCCUGAUUUGUAUCGUGCGUCUGGGAAAUUCGAGUUAUUGGACCGUAUUCUUCCAAAGUUGAAAGCAACCAACCACAGAGUGUUGUUAUUCUGUCAAAUGACACAGUUGAUGACCAUCAUGGAGGACUAUCUAAGCUGGAGAGGAUUCAUGUAUUUGCGAUUAGAUGGUACGACAAAAGCUGAAGACAGGGGAGAUUUGUUGAAGAAGUUCAACGACCCCGGUUCUGAAUAUUUCUUGUUUUUGUUAUCAACGCGUGCUGGUGGUCUCGGAUUAAAUUUGCAGGCUGCGGAUACUGUGAUUAUCUUUGACUCCGACUGGAAUCCACACCAAGACUUACAAGCACAAGACAGAGCACACAGAAUUGGGCAAAAGAACGAAGUACGUGUACUCAGAUUGAUGACGGUGAAUUCGGUCGAAGAAAGAAUAUUGGCCGCGGCUAGGUACAAACUAAACAUGGAUGAAAAAGUUAUACAAGCAGGAAUGUUUGAUCAAAAGUCCACCGGUUCUGAGCGACAACAAUUCUUGCAGAGCAUCUUGCAUCAAGAUGAUGCUGAAGAUGAAGAAGAAAACGAAGUACCGGAUGAUGAGACAGUCAAUCAGAUGAUUGCUCGAACCGAGGGUGAAUUUGAAAUAUUCCAAAAGUUAGACUUGGAAAGAAGAAGAGAAGAAGCAAAAUUAGGUCCAAAUAGAAAGUCUCGAUUAUUAGAAGAAGCUGAGCUGCCCGAUUGGUUGGUGAAAGAUGACGAUGAAGUUGAAAGGUGGACCUACGAAGAAGACGAAGACAGAUUCCUCGGACGAGGUUCGAGACAACGAAAAGAAGUUGAUUACACUGAUAGCUUAACUGAAAAGGAAUGGCUGAAGGCAAUCGACGACGACGGUGCUGAAUAUGAAGAGGAAGAAGAAGACGACAAGAAAAAGAAGAAAACACGAAAACGAAAGAAGAAGGGUGAAGAAGACGACGAACCUAUGCCAAAGAAACGGAGAGGCGGUGGAUCCUCGAUUGAUCCAAAAAUAAAACGAGCCAUGAAGAAGUUGCUUAUGGUAGUUGUUAAUUACACCGAUAGCUCGGAUGGUAGAUUACUUAGCGAACCAUUUAUGAAAUUACCAUCUAGACGAGAAUUGCCGGAUUAUUAUGAAAUUAUUAAGAAACCACUAACCAUUAAUAAAUUACUUCAAAAAAUUGAAGAAGGAAAGUAUGCCGAUUUCGAUGACCUCGAAAAAGAUUUUAUGCAGCUUUGCAAAAAUGCUCAAAUUUAUAACGAGGAAGCUUCUUUGAUACACGAGGAUUCGAUCGUUUUGCAAUCCGUUUUUACAAAUGCGCGGCAACGUAUCGAGGAGGAGGGAAAUAAUUCAGAAAUGGAUGAUAAAGGGGAAGGAGAAGAAGGAUCGGACGCUGAUUCUAGUGUAAGAAUGAAAAUUAAAUUAAAAGGAAGGAAGGGUGAAGGUAGAGGAGGUCGAAGGAAGAGAGUUACAAAAAAAUAUAUAUCCGAUGACGACGACGACGCCGAUGACAACUGAGAAUUGUAUGUGACUUUUUAGAAUAGAGAAGAUAUUAUAGAUGAAAGGUACCUUUAAUCAACUAUCUCAAAUUCAAUUACUAUCCAUGUGUACAAUUGUGAUUAUAUAGAUAAACUAUAUGAUAUUAUUCCUCAAAGAAGCGAUCGAACAUUAUAACUUGAUUACACGGUAUAAUGAUAUUAUUGUCAAUCAGGUUGUAAAUCUCAGAAAUUUGAUCAUUGCUGACAAUUCAAACUUUGAAGUCUACGUUAAAUUCAAUUCUGUAGAUUUGAUUCGAAACGCCAUGAAUUGUAACAGGUCACAGAUUAUUUCUUAUUUUAAACGAGCGUACGUGCCACUUGUGCAAUGUACAGUAUGAUUUAGCGUCGAAUAGUAGUAUGUAAUUUUAUUCUACUGUUAAGGCCGGUAUACAAAGAUCUUACCGUAUAUUAUAUUCGAAGAUAAAAAUGAUAGAAACAACAUACUAUACCGUUUUAUGAGAAUAUACAUAUGUAAAGGAAAGAUAUAGUGAAGAUAUAGUGAAGAUAUAGUGAAGAUCUCAAAAAGUUUUAAGGAUCUUGUAUUUUCGAUGACCUUAAACUACCAAAAAUUUGUUUAAUAUAAUUUCAUACUUUCGACCAGACAAGUUAUUAAUGCUAUGUCUGAAUGACAAUUUAAUUAACAAAAAUGUAGGUGUAUGUAUGUGUGUUCGAAAAAUGUUGAUUUCUAAGGUACAACAUUGAAUUAAUAUACAUAUGUUAAAACAGAUGGAGAAUGUAUAUUGAUAUUUUUUUCCGAGGGAUUUAAAUAUUAUUUAAUACUUUGCGUUAAUUACAUAUAUGUAUAAAAAACAAGUAUCAUGAAAAUCAACAAUCUGUUUUUUAAACAUAGAUCAGUAAAUAGCAGAAAAAUCUUCGUCUAGAAUUCUAUAUCGUAAAAAAUGAUUAUUAAUUAACAUUGUAUUGUAACUUUACCAUAUGUGUAAGUGAAUAAAUCUUGAAAAAUGUCCCAAAAAUCACGUACAGACAUUUUUUAUUAUGCUUGAAAUGAUAGAAAAUCAUUUAUUUGAAUGUGCAAACAACAUUAUAUAUAGAGCCCAAUUUUCAUCAGUUAUUUUGCACUCGUCUAAACCAGUACCCAAUUAUCAAAUGUUUUGUUUUCUAACCAGAAUUCAUAUACUCUUUACAUUCUUCUUAGAUUUGUGCAAAUUUUACUCUGGAAUAAUGAAGACAAACUUUAGAUUCUUUAGAUGGUUAGUUUAGAACUUUAGAUGGACAGUCGAGAUUCGAAAGGGUCUGGCGGGAUAUGCGUGUGAAAAGUGCCCCCGAACGGAUUAGUUUGAUUUUUGGCUAGGUAUUACUUCUAGAUAUGUAUAUAACUUUCCUAAAUUUUUAACCCGAGAUAUGCAUUAAUUUUUAAGUUAUUUAACAAUAAAGA
Messenger RNA from Colletes gigas, 7776 nucleotides. RefSeq names its product ATP-dependent helicase brm (gene brm). Gene Ontology annotation, molecular function: ATP binding; histone binding; ATP-dependent chromatin remodeler activity. The record is from RefSeq and is a predicted model, not a curated record. NCBI's taxonomy places the organism in Eukaryota, Metazoa, Arthropoda, Insecta, Hymenoptera, Colletidae. Gene Ontology annotation, cellular component: nucleus. Gene Ontology annotation, biological process: positive regulation of transcription by RNA polymerase II. Bases 346 to 6360 code for a protein of 2004 amino acids. The transcript has 13 exons.